Molecule: messenger RNA, 1938 nt
Organism: Periophthalmus magnuspinnatus
Lineage: Eukaryota; Metazoa; Chordata; Actinopteri; Gobiiformes; Gobiidae
Gene: scp2a
Product: sterol carrier protein 2a
Exons: 16
Coding region: 91-1719 (542 amino acids)
Molecular function (GO): acyltransferase activity, transferring groups other than amino-acyl groups
Source: RefSeq, a predicted model, not a curated record
UCUACGCAAGCCUCAAAGUAAAAGUGGGACACACGGAAGUUCACUGGGACAGGACCAGUCACCAGCUUUGCCCUCUGACCACCCAGCACCAUGGCACCAGCAAAUAAAAAUAAGAAUAAAGUCUAUGUCAUCGGAGUUGGGAUGACAAAGUUUGACAAACCUGGAGCAAGAGAUGAUUAUGACUACCCUGACAUGGCCAAAGAAGCUGGUCAAAAGGCAUUGGCUGAUGCAAAGGUCCCAUAUUCUGCUAUUGAGCAAGCGUGUGUUGGAUAUGUCUAUGGAGACUCCACGUGUGGGCAGAGGGCUCUUUACCACAGUCUUGGUUUAACCGGGAUUCCCAUCAUCAAUGUGAACAAUAACUGCUCCACUGGCUCCACUGCUCUGUUCAUGGCCCGGCAACUUGUUCUGGGAGGACUAGCUGACUGUGUACUUGCCCUUGGAUUUGAAAAAAUGGAGAGAGGUUCUCUUUCUGCAAAGUAUAUGGACAGGACAAAUCCAAUGGACAAACACAUGGAGGUAAUGAUUAAUCGUUAUGGCAUAGCAGCAGCUCCGGCAGCUCCUCAGAUGUUUGGCAAUGCUGGCAGAGAACACAUGGAGAAAUAUGGGACAAAACCUGAACAUUUUGCCAAAAUAGCCUGGAAGAACCACAAGCAUUCUACCAACAACCCGUAUUCCCAGUUCCAAGCUGAGUACAGUCUGGAUCAAGUCAAAGGCUCCAGAAAAGUCUUUGAAUACCUCACUCUACUGCAGUGUUGUCCCACUUCAGAUGGUGCGGCGGCUGCAGUUUUAGCGAGUGAGGCCUUUGUUCGUAAGCACCAUCUGGAAAAACAAGCCGUUGAGAUCCUGGCCCAGGAGAUGGUGACAGAUCUGGCCUCCACAUUUGAUGAAAACAGCUGUAUUAAAAUGGUGGGAUACGACAUGUCACAUACAGCUGCUAAAAAGUGUUUUAAUUCUGCUGGACUGACUCCUAAUGAUAUAGAUGUGGUUGAACUACAUGACUGCUUCUCAGCCAAUGAGCUCAUUACUUAUGAAGCUUUGGGCCUGUGUCCAGAGGGCAAAGCAGGAGAGUUUAUUGACAGAGGUGACAACACAUAUGGAGGCAAAGUUGUGGUCAAUCCAAGUGGUGGUCUCAUUUCGAAAGGCCAUCCUUUAGGGGCCACAGGCCUGGCCCAGUGUGCUGAGCUCUGCUGGCAACUCAGGGGAGAGGCGGGCAAGAGGCAGGUCAAAGGGGCAAAAGUGGCCUUGCAACACAACAUCGGAUUAGGAGGAGCAGUGGUGGUAACUCUCUACAGACUGGGAUUUUCAGAUCAUGCCAGAACACAGAUUUCUGCUGUUCCUACAAGUGCAAGCAACAAUCUGGAAAGUUUUAAAUCUUUCUCUGUCUUCAAAGAAAUUGAGAAACGCCUCCAAGAGGAGGGAGCACAGCUGGUGAAAAAGAUUGAUGGAGUGUUUGCCUUCAAAGUAAAGGAUGGGCCAGGAGGCACAGAUGCCACUUGGAUUGUGGAUGUGAAAAAUGGAAACGGGUCAAUAAGCAAUGAUCCAGCCAUCAAAGCAGACUGCACCUUAGCUGCAAGUGAUGGAGACCUUUUGGAGUUGAUGACGGGAAAGUUGAACCCACAGAUGGCAUUUUUCAAAGGGAAACUGAAGAUCACUGGAAACAUGGGCUUGGCCAUGAAACUGCAGAACCUACAGAUAGCUCCAGGAAAAGCAAAACUGUGACAGCUCAGAAACCUGCAGCUGUUCACUAAAACAACAAGAAUUAUGUGUUUGCUCAUGUCUAAUAUUUCAGAAUUGUGCCUCUAAUUACUGUCUUAUCAAAUCUUUGUGGAAAAUACCAACACUGUUAGAAAUAAGCAUUUUCAUAAUUUUUUAGAAAAUUGUAAUAAACUAAAACCAUAUGUUCUAAUCAGCUAAUAAAUGUCUUUUGCAUUAUUGUUG